Ostreococcus tauri is the source of this 1206-nucleotide messenger RNA. RefSeq names its product Rossmann-like alpha/beta/alpha sandwich fold. The record is from RefSeq and is a predicted model, not a curated record. The transcript has a single exon. NCBI's taxonomy places the organism in Eukaryota, Viridiplantae, Chlorophyta, Mamiellophyceae, Mamiellales, Bathycoccaceae. Bases 1 to 1206 code for a protein of 401 amino acids.
AUGGGCGACGACGACGCCGCGAACGGCGCGAACGCGACGCCGCGAAUGAAGCGGACGAUCCUCUGCCUGCUCUCGGGCGCGCGCGCGCACGACGCCAAGCUGGUUGAGUUUCAGAAGACGCGCGUGUUGGAGCCCGCGGAUGACGUCUUCUUCGCGCACUUCGUUCGAGGGGCGUCGAGCGCGUCGAUGUACGGCCCGGGAGGCGUCGGUGGAGACGUUCGGGUGAAGGAUGAUGACGACGACGCGACGCGGUCGCGUCCGGGCGUGCGCGUGGUUCCGCUCGCGCGGGACGACGCGGGGGACGACGCGAGUCGACGCGUCCCGGAUUGGCUCUCGGAGCACGCGCGGGCGGAGAUGCUCGAUCGACGGAUAUCGUUUCCGGACGCGCUGGUUCGAUGCGUGCAGAUAGAUUCCAUGUGUGGCAAGUUUUCGAUCGAGGAGACGGUGCAGGCGAUCUGCGAUGGAGAGUUCGCGAGCGACCACGCGUCGUAUCGGAACGAUAAUUGGAUCUCGAUACCGAGACCAGAUUUGAUCGUCAUGGGAUGCCGAGGACACGGCCUCGUUCGUCGCGCACUCCUCGGGAGCGUGACGCAAAACGUGUUGAAUCGAAUCGCGGUUCCGACGUGCUUCUUUCGAUCGACGCUUCCGCAAAUCGAGGUACAGCCGGAGCUCGUGAAACAAAAGCUCGGCGGCGUCGAUCAACGCGUCGUCGCGAUCGCGAUGAGCGGUUCGAACAGCAGUCGAAGACUCGUUGAGUACUUUGUCAACGUGCACAUUCGACCGAGCGACGUCGUGCUCCUGUUGCACUGCUCGUCCGAGUCGCAAAAGAGGCAGAAGGACAUCACCGACGCCGACGUGGAAGAAAACAUGUGUCGCGCGUUCGAUCUGGUGCAAGAGUUUCAGAAGGCGAACCCUCACACUUGUGGUCGCGUGGUCCGGAUGACUCUCGAGCCGGGGACGGGAUCGGCGAACGACGUGCGCGACCGAACGAUUGACUUUUUGAACUUGACAGACGUGAAUCUCGCCGUCGUGGGCAGAGCGACGUCGAGUAGUCACUUGCGCGCUCGAUUCAUGAGUCCUUUCCCGCAGUACUUGGUCACGCACGCCCCAUGUCCCGUGCUCGUAUGGAAUCCAGCGCCAGUGUACAUUCGAUCACAAUCGACGACUUCACAAGGCGGUGAACCGCCGAGCACAUCAGCCGCGUGA